AUGCAAUGUAGUAUCGAUGGAGUCCUGCUGCGCUCCUCAGACCCUCUACCAAGAGCCCAUAAAGCCCUUUCUUUCCUACAGACCGAACGUAUCCCCUUCAUCCUCCUCACCAAUGGCGGCGGCAAGCACGAGUCGGACAGAGUGGAAGAGCUCAGUCAAAAGCUAGACAUCGAACUGGAUACAUCCAUGUUUGUGCAAAGCCACACUCCAUUCGCCGACAUGAGGGAGCUACACGACAAGACCGUCCUUGUUGUAGGAGGCGACCACGACAAAUGCCAGCUUGUCGCUCAGAAAUACGGCUUCAAAGCUGUCGUAACACCUGGCGAUAUCGUCAACGCCUAUCCCGACAUCUGGCCAUUCACAAAGAUCUUUGCCGAGUACUACCAAAGGUUCGCAAAACCACUGCCAGCUCCCAUUGAAGCAGACCACCCGGACAAGUCUCUCAAGAUCGACGCAAUUUUUGUAUACAGCGAUCCUCGUGAUUGGGGCUUGGAUACGACAAUCAUCGCAGAUUUACUAUUGUCAAGAGAGGGAAUCAUGGGAACAUUGUCGAGCAAGAAUGGAGACAAGACACUUCCGAACAAUGGCUAUCAACAAGACGGCCAACCCAAACUAUACUUCUCCAACCCUGACUUGUGGUGGGCUGCAAAAUACCACUUGCCGCGAUUGGGUCAGGGAGGCUUCAGAGAAGCUUUCGAGGGUGUCUGGGCUGCCAUUACUGGAGGACAGAAUGCUGGCGUCAAGUUGCAAAAGAAGGUUAUAGGCAAGCCUUACCAUGAGACGUAUGAGUUUGCAGAGAAGAGGCUGCGCGCACACAGAAAUGAUCUGUACACUGGCGAGUCGAUAGAGCCUUUGCGCAAGGUCUACAUGGUCGGUGACAAUCCCGAAUCUGACAUUGCUGGAGGUAACAACUACAAGAGUACCUUCGGCAGCAAGUGGUCGUCCAUCUUACUCCGUACUGGCGUAUACUCUGGAGGCGAGCCUGCCCAUAAGCCUACGGUCAUUGUCGAUGAUGUCUACGAUGCUGUGCAGUGGGCCAUUGAAGACGCCAAGAAGAACUAG
Molecule: messenger RNA, 1062 nt
Organism: Aureobasidium subglaciale EXF-2481
Lineage: Eukaryota; Fungi; Ascomycota; Dothideomycetes; Dothideales; Saccotheciaceae
Exons: 2
Coding region: 1-1062 (353 amino acids)
Biological process (GO): glycerophospholipid biosynthetic process
Cellular component (GO): mitochondrion
Source: RefSeq, a predicted model, not a curated record